AUGACGUCAGCGGCGUCUGUGACAAACUCACAUGACAAGAUGAACAAAGUAGCAAGAGGAGAGCAAGCCACUCGUCCCUCUCGUGAAAACCUUAGUGUCUCCAUAGCCCCGCCUCCAUCGUCCACCAACACUAAGGUGCAUAUGUGCUAUGAUAUAGGUGCCUUUGAGAAAAGGGUAAAGAUGCGCAAGAGUGCGAGAAGUUUGCCAAGGAUUACCAAUCAGUGUGCCCUUCUGAAUGGAUUGAGAAGUGGAAUGAAGUGGUAG
Ilex paraguariensis (yerba mate) is the source of this 264-nucleotide messenger RNA. The record is from the annotation of a GenBank genome assembly. NCBI's taxonomy places the organism in Eukaryota, Viridiplantae, Streptophyta, Magnoliopsida, Aquifoliales, Aquifoliaceae.